Liolophura sinensis is the source of this 1995-nucleotide messenger RNA. RefSeq lists its product as uncharacterized. The transcript has 2 exons. The record is from RefSeq and is a predicted model, not a curated record. Lineage: Eukaryota; Metazoa; Mollusca; Polyplacophora; Chitonida; Chitonidae. Bases 1036 to 1839 code for a protein of 267 amino acids.
UGCUAAAUGACGAAGCCGAUCAACUAGGCUAACUAGCCGGGCGGCUUGCAUGAGGACAGUUCAAGAGACAAUAAUAUAUGAGGUCAGCAGAUGAUGUAUCUGGGUUUAACCCCAUCACGGGGAGGACAGGGCCGUGUUAAUACAAAUACGCGGUCCAGACAUAAAUAUUUUUAAUGUUUGACAAUAAUAAGGGCAGAUUCAGAUCAGUGCGAGACAUGGUAAACAGACUACCUUUAAGUGGAUUCCUAGUGGGAACAUUCAACCACUGGUGUUUCUAUAGUCCCAGAUAUCGUCCUCAAUGCAUAAACUAACGGCAUGCUGUAAAUCGAACAUACCAGGAGCUGUUCAGCACAUCAGCAAAACCGUUGGUUCCAUAGCAUUGUACUGUGCUGUAGGAACUAUACAUAUCCCACGUGGUUGGUUAUUUUUAUACACGCGGCGGUUCUAGCCUCCCAUCGGCGUUCUCCACUUACGUUGGCUUCGAUGCGCAUCUUACAGGCCCUGUUGUACUACAUAGCAGUACAGAACCCUCCCUUUACUGUGCUAACGUUGGAGUCUUCAGAUGUCAUGUUGGCACUGGUGCGACAGUCAAGCAGCCACUGCCUCUGAAACUAACGAAGUCUGUGGAUGCUGUCUGGAUUAUUGUUCAUCCUGAUAACUCUACUGCCGGUCGUGGAUCCCUGUGGAGCGAUUAGCCUCACGUUGUACUGAGUACACAGCUGAGUGAGGACCUGAGAGAAGGCAGGCUGAUAUCCACGAGUCGGUAGUUGAGCCGCAGUAUGCCUCAGUUGUCGAGAGACCGAGGCUAGAGCGAAGACCUAACGAAGCUACUAGAGGCUGAGUCUAACCCAUCAUCAUCCCACAUAGCGGCCGUAAAACAGCGGUGGUGUUGAAAACUCCAAGAUGUUCUGACCAUCUCGAGACUAUAUCCGGUCAGAUCGGAACCGUAACCAUUGUCUUGGAAUUAAAGGCUUUUGUCGCAGUAGGGUAUGGGGAACAACCUGACCCAGAAGAAAGACGGGGCGUGGUCGCAAGAUGCUGGAUAGUAAAGCAGUUCGGCUCCUGAGUAGCAUGAAUGACCUUGGCGACCCUCCGCUAGAUUCCUACGACAAGCUUGUGGCCUGGAUGGCGGAGAUGGCCGAACACGAGAACGUCGACCUAGACACGCAGUUGUUUUUACGUCAGGUGAACCGCCUGGCGCAGCGUUCACGGAGCAAGGACUCGACCAGUCAGUCAUUCCGUCAGAACUCAGCGUCCUGCGAAUCCAAUACCAGCUCUGCGGCGGGUUCCAGUACCCCUGCUUACACCCGCUCCCCUCAUCUCCACCCACUGAGUGCCCUAAGAGGUGGGCGCUACACCCGGGCCUCGUUUGGCCGUCAGGACACGGUCAGUGACGACGUGGAUGACCGGUCGGCGCCGGACACCGCCAACGCCUCCGUGGAAAGCCUGUGUAACGAUUCGGAGAGAGACUUAGAUCUGUCCACAAUGACACUAGACGAGGAGGGGCUCUCAGAGCGAAAGUUCUCCACAAUUAGCGACGCACUGCUUCAACAGAGCGCUGAAUUCCAACAGAAAUAUUCCAAACCUUUUAGCUCAAGCACCAGCAACAUUCUCGGUAUCCCAGAUACUUUCAACGGUGCAAAAGAUGACGGCAGAAAGCGGAGCCUUAGUUCUUGGGAUAUACCAUGCUUUAGAGGUCCUCCGAUCCAAAACGUUUCUGAAGUAGAUAUCCCAGAUAGUGCUCUGGAUAGCUGCGUUCUCGACGAUGUCCUUUUGGAUCAAAACAUGGCGGAUAUUCUGUUUUCUGUGGAGGCUCUGUGGCCUAGUAGACCAAAAUGAGAGAGUACCCCGAUACUUCCAGAAUUUUAAAGCGGAGCCGAUCCUUUUUCGUCGCUCAUCACACGAAUCGCUGGUGAGCAUUUGUCCGCCAGAGUUUGGUGACAAGGAAGCCAGUUUGGUGACAAGUAAGCCAGUUCCUGCCAAGGCGCCUGUGAA